Molecule: messenger RNA, 1380 nt
Organism: Ochotona curzoniae (black-lipped pika)
Lineage: Eukaryota; Metazoa; Chordata; Mammalia; Lagomorpha; Ochotonidae
Gene: SIRT7
Product: sirtuin 7
Exons: 10
Coding region: 26-1213 (395 amino acids)
Molecular function (GO): NAD+ binding
Source: RefSeq, a predicted model, not a curated record
GCCGGAAGCGCGGGCUGGCAGGGCGAUGGCAGCCGGGGGUCUGGGCCGCUCGGAGCGCAAGGCGGCGGAGCGGGUGCGGCGCCUGCGGGAGGAGCAGCAGCGGGAGCGCCUCCGCCAGGUGGCGCGCGUCCUGAGGAAGGCGGCGGCCGAGCGCAGCGCCGAGGAGGGCCGGCUGCUGGCCGAGAGCGCGGACCUGGUGGCCGAGCUGCAGGGCCGCAGCCGGCGGCGCGAGGGCCUCAAGCGGCGGCAGCAGGAGGUGUGCGAUGACCCCGAAGAGCUGCGCAGGAAGGUGCGGGAGCUGGCGGCCGCCGUGCGCGGCGCGCGGCACCUGGUGGUCUACACGGGCGCCGGCAUCAGCACGGCGGCCUCCAUCCCCGACUACCGGGGCCCGAACGGCGUGUGGACGCUGCUGCAGAAGGGCAGGAGCGUCAGUGCGGCCGACCUGAGCGAGGCGGAGCCCACCCUGACGCACAUGAGCAUCGCCCGUCUGCACGAGCAGAAGCUGGUGCAGCACGUGGUGUCCCAGAACUGUGACGGGCUGCACCUGCGCAGUGGGCUGCCCCGCUCUGCCAUCUCCGAGCUGCAUGGCAACAUGUACAUCGAGGUCUGCACCUCCUGCGUCCCCAACAGGGAGUACGUGCGGGUGUUUGACGUGACGGAACGCACAGCGCUGCACCGACACCAGACGGGCCGCAGCUGCCACAAGUGCGGGACGCAGCUACGUGACACGAUCGUGCACUUCGGGGAGAGGGGGACCCUGGGGCAGCCCCUCAACUGGGAGGCGGCCACAGAGGCGGCCAGCAAGGCGGACACCAUCCUGUGCUUGGGGUCCAGCCUGAAGGUUUUGAAGAAGUACCCCCGCCUCUGGUGCAUGGGCAAGCCCCCCAGCCGGCGGCCCAAGCUCUACAUCGUGAACCUGCAGUGGACCCCGAAGGAUGACGGGGCUGCCCUGAAGCUGCACGGGAGAUGCGACGAGGUCAUGCAGCUGCUCAUGGACGAGCUGGGCCUGGAGAUCCCCACGUACAGCAGGUGGCAGGAUCCCAUCUUCUCCCUGGCAACUCCCCUGCGAGCGGGCGAGGAGGACAGCCACAGCCGGAAGUGCCUGUGCCAGAGCCCCGAGGAGGCCGCACCUGGGGACCGGGGUGCCCCCGUCCUGGGGGGCUGGUUCGGCAGGGGCUGUGUCAAGCGGGCCAAGCGCAGGAGAGUGACAUAACCCGGGCAGAGGAGGACCCGGGCCCUGCCGAGGAAGACCCCGAGCAGAGGAGGACCCCCAGGCCCAAGGAGGACCCAGGGCACAGGAGGACCCCCAGCCCGAGGAGGACCCAGGGCACAGGAGGACCCCCAUGCCCGAGGAGGACCCAGGGCACAGGAGAACCACCA